AUGGGUUGGGAAUCUGGAUCGGAUGCUCGGACUGGUCCUUGUCUCGACUUCUCCGAUCAAGUCAAGGUUAGAUGGCGAUCCCUGAAUCCCAGGCAAUUCCGCGGGUAUGAGAACGACAGCCGAAUCAAUUUGGGAGAAACAGCUCCUAAUGCCAUUCGCAUCUAUUCAUUUGAGCCAACUCGGGCUUCGCAAGGAAACCAACAUCAGAUCGCACUUUUGAACGAGUACAUCCAAGGAUCAACCGAUAACAAAGCACACACGGCGACAGGUUAUAGAGAUUUCAAAGUCUUUUUGGGAUCAGAGAUUACCAAUGCCCAUCCAGAAGAUACGAAGCGGAUGAAAAUCUCUGUCUAUCCAUAUACUAAUCAGAGCAAUAUUCAGGUGUUGAUACAAGACAGAAAGUCAGGAAUGCAUCCUCAAGUUUGGCAAGCGAAGGUUACGAAACUUGAUACUACUUCCCACAAUGCAAUAUCCCGUGCUCGAUAUAUGACCAACGAGGAAUAUCUGAUGGACAAAGAUUCUCUAUAUGGUGAUGUUGGUCUUAAUUUGAAUCGCAUCGAUCGUGCUUUCAGAGCUGGAAGUAGAAAUAUGAAAGCAGAAAGAAGGACUCAAUUCCUCUCUCCGAAAGGAGGAUCGUCAGUAGACACCGAUGAGAUCUUCAACAUGAGAGUUACAGAAGAAAAUUCCAGAAGUCAGACUUUCGACGCUUCAGGUGGUGGUGAUACACAGAAAAUCGUCGAUUAUCAAGACGAUGACAAAUUCUUAGAUCUGACACAGCCAACACUCGAAAGUACAGUCAAUCUUAGCUGGUCAAGGAUGAUCCCCGAAGAUGCUCGUCUCCUGAGACGGAUGGUCACGGUACCCGUGUAUGAAGCUCCAUGGGGGAUCGUGCCUACCUAUGGUGCUUUGGAAGACAACAACACACGAUCCUUUGUAGAAGUUGAUGAAGAUGAGUAG
This is a messenger RNA of Kwoniella botswanensis, 957 nucleotides long. RefSeq lists its product as uncharacterized. Bases 1 to 957 code for a protein of 318 amino acids. The transcript has a single exon. NCBI's taxonomy places the organism in Eukaryota, Fungi, Basidiomycota, Tremellomycetes, Tremellales, Cryptococcaceae. The record is from RefSeq and is a predicted model, not a curated record.